CGUAUAUAAUUCUCGGUCUCUCUGAUUAAAAUGGCUGCUCGCCUAUUACGCAAGUUUUGUUCUCCAACAACUCUUUCACCUUUGAAACAUUAUUUCAAUUUAUGUCCAAGAAAUACAUCUUUAUUUGUAACAAGAAAUGUCUGUAUACGAAUGGCCAGUACAUCCACGUCAAAGACGAAUGAGAAAAAGGAUGUGGUGACAGUAAGUUUUAUUGAUAGAGAUGGAGACAAAAUGACUGUUGGUGCAAAAAUAGGAGAUAGUUUAUUGGAUGUGGCAAAAGACAAUGAUCUUGAUUUAGAAGGUGCUUGUGAAGGGACCCUGUCAUGUUCUACUUGUCAUUUGAUAUUUGAACCUGAAGAAAUGAAGACAUUGAACUUGGAUGACCCAUCAGAUGAGGAACUUGACAUGCUGGACUUAGCAUAUGGACUGGAAGACACGUCUCGUCUUGGCUGUCAGAUCAUUGUUACCAAGGCCUUUGAAGGAAUAACUUUGAGAGUUCCAAAAGCCCACAGAGAUGUCCGUGAUAUCUGACAGAAUCCAUCUAACUGAGAAAGAACUCUUCUGCUUUAUUGAAUAACAAUGUACAAUUUAUACCUCUUUUACGUUGCACAAUUUGAAUCCAUUUUUACACAGUCUCGCACAGAAAAUAAAAGCCUACAGGUACUUAGUAGACUUCUAGGUCUAUAUCCACCUCUACCUCCUUCAUGACUGUAAACUUUUGUACUACACGGUUUUAAUUAUGGAAUGUAGUAACAGGAUGAUGUGA
Molecule: messenger RNA, 766 nt
Organism: Pocillopora damicornis (cauliflower coral)
Lineage: Eukaryota; Metazoa; Cnidaria; Anthozoa; Scleractinia; Pocilloporidae
Biological process (GO): P450-containing electron transport chain
Cellular component (GO): mitochondrion
Molecular function (GO): electron transfer activity; 2 iron, 2 sulfur cluster binding
Source: RefSeq, a predicted model, not a curated record